Molecule: messenger RNA, 2139 nt
Organism: Aethalodelphis obliquidens (Pacific white-sided dolphin)
Lineage: Eukaryota; Metazoa; Chordata; Mammalia; Artiodactyla; Delphinidae
Gene: DDX39B
Product: DExD-box helicase 39B
Exons: 11
Coding region: 633-1919 (428 amino acids)
Molecular function (GO): ATP binding; nucleic acid binding; RNA helicase activity
Source: RefSeq, a predicted model, not a curated record
CUCACUUCCCACACCUGGGGCCGGUCGUUCCCUAGCUCCAGCGCCAACGUCCCCAGGUCACCUUGGACCAAGGACCAAGGACCCCGUGGGAACUCGAAAUCCCGCCACCUUGGGUCCUCCUGCACCCACGGAGGGGUGCCCAGAGAGAAGGCCUGUGCGGCAAGAACGUAAAUGAAGAGAGAGGCGUGGAAAAGAGCAGGACAAGAGAAAAAAGAUAACAAUGGGGAGGAUGCUAGUUUCCUUUAUGCCUUUUGUUACUGGUAGUAGCGGAGGAGUUAGAAGUGGCUUAAAAAAAUUUUUGUUUUCCACACAGGCAUUUUCUAAAGGCAACCCUGGAGCGCGCGGAACUAUAGAACCAUGGAAGGUCCUUCUUCCGGUUCUUUACGUCUGCGCGGUCGUAAGGCGGGAGGCCGGGGUAGAGGGAAGCCGGGAACCGGAAGUGAAGGCAGAUUGCUUCCUUCGUCGCUGUUACCGCCGCCAUACGCCUUCGCCUUGCUCAGCUCUUCUGUCAGAAACUAUUGUGUUUCUUUUCCUCUACUGUUCCUCAAGCCCCCACUUUCCUCCUCUGUCUUCCCUUAUUCUGCGUGAACUCAUCCAGAGACCCCUCCCCUUCUCCCCCUGCCGGCCCAGUUAUGGCAGAGAACGAUGUGGACAAUGAGCUCUUGGAUUAUGAAGAUGAUGAGGUGGAGACAGCAGCUGGGGGAGAUGGGGCUGAGGCCCCUGCCAAGAAGGAUGUCAAGGGCUCCUACGUCUCCAUUCACAGCUCUGGCUUUCGUGACUUCCUGCUCAAGCCAGAGUUGCUCCGGGCCAUUGUUGACUGUGGCUUUGAGCAUCCAUCAGAAGUCCAGCAUGAAUGCAUCCCUCAGGCCAUCCUGGGAAUGGAUGUCCUAUGCCAGGCCAAGUCAGGCAUGGGAAAGACGGCGGUGUUUGUGCUGGCUACACUGCAACAGCUGGAGCCAGUUACUGGGCAGGUGUCUGUACUGGUGAUGUGUCACACUCGGGAGUUGGCUUUUCAGAUCAGCAAGGAAUAUGAACGCUUCUCUAAAUACAUGCCCAACGUCAAGGUCGCAGUGUUUUUUGGUGGUCUGUCUAUCAAGAAAGAUGAAGAGGUGCUGAAGAAGAACUGCCCGCAUAUCGUCGUGGGGACCCCUGGCCGCAUCCUAGCCCUGGCUCGAAAUAAGAGCCUCAAUCUCAAACACAUUAAACACUUUAUCUUGGAUGAAUGCGAUAAGAUGCUUGAACAGCUCGACAUGCGUCGGGAUGUCCAGGAAAUUUUUCGCAUGACCCCCCAUGAGAAGCAGGUCAUGAUGUUCAGUGCUACCUUGAGCAAAGAGAUUCGCCCAGUCUGCCGCAAGUUCAUGCAAGACCCAAUGGAGAUCUUCGUGGAUGAUGAGACGAAGCUGACGCUGCAUGGGUUGCAGCAGUACUACGUGAAACUGAAGGACAACGAGAAGAACCGGAAGCUCUUUGACCUUCUGGAUGUCCUUGAAUUCAACCAGGUGGUGAUAUUUGUGAAGUCUGUGCAGCGUUGCAUUGCCCUGGCCCAGCUCCUGGUGGAGCAGAACUUCCCAGCUAUUGCCAUCCACCGUGGGAUGCCUCAGGAGGAGAGGCUUUCUCGGUAUCAGCAGUUUAAAGAUUUUCAACGACGAAUUCUUGUGGCUACCAACCUGUUUGGCCGAGGCAUGGACAUCGAGCGGGUGAACAUCGCCUUUAACUACGACAUGCCUGAGGAUUCUGACACAUACCUGCAUCGGGUGGCCAGAGCAGGCCGGUUUGGCACCAAGGGCUUGGCCAUCACGUUUGUGUCAGAUGAGAAUGAUGCCAAGAUUCUCAAUGAUGUGCAGGAUCGCUUUGAAGUCAAUAUUAGUGAGCUGCCUGAUGAGAUAGACAUCUCCUCCUACAUUGAACAGACGCGGUAGAGAACUCCCCACCCAUUCUGGAGUGUGACAGUCUGCUCCUCUUCAGGAGAUGAUGCCAGGCGUGGGGGUGAAGGAGACACUGCUGCCGCCUACCCUUGACGACCCCGUACCCCACCCCAUGGCUUCCUUCUUUUGCAUCGCCACCACUCCUAAACCCCCAUUUCCCUGAUUUGUCAGAAUUUUUUUUUAACAAAACUAAAAAACACAUGAGUCUGUGGUG